Molecule: messenger RNA, 2161 nt
Organism: Tigriopus californicus
Lineage: Eukaryota; Metazoa; Arthropoda; Copepoda; Harpacticoida; Harpacticidae
Exons: 5
Coding region: 1080-2060 (326 amino acids)
Source: RefSeq, a predicted model, not a curated record
UGACCUUGUCGAAGAGGAUUGAGUAGUUGAGGAGUUUAUGAGUCAUUGAAUCCAUCCAACUCCUUGUGGAUGACAACCACCCACAAGUUUGGAACAUGUCACACUCGGUUGACCGGUUGCUGCCCUCUGUCCCUCUCCUUGGUGGGAGGAUUGAGCGUGCUUCUCUCUUCAUCAGAGACGAUUGAGUAGUGUGGGGCUCUCCCUCUUGAAGGGAUCAAAUGUGGAGGCAGUGGACCAAGCUGGGAUGGCCCGUGACCCUAGAGUGGCCUCUGACCCUGGAAUGGUCCCUGUGUGAUAUCCUGGUGUUGAGCAUGUUGCUCAUAAAUAGGUCACCAAGGGUAAAGUGUACUAAUCAUCCACCGCACGGAUAAAGAAAGAGUCGCGAAGAAAGCUUGGUGAAGAGCUUGGGGAACUCUACAAAACGCACUUGGUGGUCUUCUGGAUUCGUCACUGACUGGGAGGAUGCAAAGACGGCAAUAGUGAGUGCAUGGAGUCGAGAGGGGUCACUUUCCAUCUGAUGAAACCCAAAUGCUUUGAGAGCAACCAUUCAAGGAUUAGAUCAAGAGUACAUGGUACAAGAGUAUUUCCUCCUGCACAGAAGACACUGGGAAAGAUUUUCGAGGCGUUCGCAAAUUUGUGAGACCGUACUAGGGUCAAUGAAAACCAUGUCUAUCAUGUGAACAGAGAAAGGAAGAGGACCAAGCACGUUUCCCUGAGGAUUCCUGAAAUCAUGCAAUGCCAAUCUGAGUUAUUUUCAGCCGAAAAUAGUUCAACUCUCACUCUGAAGGAGGACACUCUGGAACUAAAAACCUUUUUGAUUUCGAGUUCGCCAUGUAUGAAAAAUGUUGACAUUGUUCACGCCAAGCAAUUCCAUACUUUCGGUCCCAACUCAACCAUUUUCCUCAGCCUCUCCUUAGACUUGGAAUGAAGUUCACAGAGAUACUCUCACGAAAGCCACCAAAGAGAUUUGGGACGGAGUGGCUUGCUUGGCCAAUUUACAACUUAAACCCAAGAUUUCUACCGUGCCAAGGUAUGCCAAUUUUGACGAUGAUUUCAAAACGGAUGUAUUCGCCAACGUGAUGUCCACUUGUUGUGAUGAUGUUCGAACCACUCGCUUCCGGCUUGUGUUUCCGUUUUUCCCUCGUAAGUUCUACUUAAUGUUCGAGCAACCUGAGAUACCGUCGGAUGUAUUUGCAAAUCAAUUUACGCCGAUCUUGUGGAAAGCGUUUGGCUUAUUUCUAAUCCUCAUUACGGUCGUCAUGGUUGUGGCUAAUCGGUUGAAGGACAAGAACAACGGCGCUCGAGAAGCUACUUUCUUGACCUUCAACAUGCUGACUCAAACUGGAGCUGACCAGGAGCCUCAAGAUGGCACAAGGAGACUCAUUUUUAUCGUGGGCUUCUUCUUCUGUCUCGUCUCGUUCAACUACUUCUCGGCUAACAUUAUUUCCUCGUUGCAACAGAUCAAGAGUUUUGAAUCGUUGGAAGAGGUGGUUAACAAUUUGAAGAUGACACUGUCCGUUCCAACGUUCCCCAUGUUUUUAAAUGUUCUCCGUUCAUCUCCCAAUUCAGAGGCCGUCAAGAUUGUCAGCAGGUUCGACAAAAACGAAAAUGUAGUUGGAUUUGAAAACCAGGACUUUAUUCUCGAUAAACUCGCAUCCAUUCAACAAGGAAACAAAUGGGACUCAAUCAUAGCGCCUGAUAAUUUCCUCUUCGGGGCCUUGAUCAACGAUCACUCUCCUUUCAAUCGGAAUCAGCUUUGUAAGUUUCAUUACUUCACCAUUCCGGGGACUGACACACAAAUGGGAAUCUUUGCCAAAAAGGACCUUCCGCUUCACAUAAUGGAAAGGUUAAGGAAAUCGAUGAUAUUUAUGAUCGAAACUGGAGUUAUUGGCGUUCUACAAAAAAAGUAUAAACCUCGACCAUUAGAUUGUGUUGACUUGCGAAAAUCUCAAUUCAAGCAAAUAUCAUAUCAGUACGUGAUGUUACCAUUUUACAUCUUGGUGGCUGGAUACUUUACGUCAGUGGUCAUUUUUGGAAUAGAGCUAUUUCGACUGUAUUAGGAGAUUCUAAGAGGAAUGCUGUCCCAAAACGCGCCUAAUUUACUAGGCAUGUAUUGCAGUAUGUACCUAUAUGUCAAUCUACAAAAAUAAAACACAUCUCG